AUGGUAUUGGAUCAAUGGUUCAAAGGAAAAUCAAAAGAAACGUCGAUACCUCCAGAUUCCGGUUUCAACAAUGAAGAAGAAUCUAUAGAGAUGCUAGACUCUAGUUUAUCUACUGUAAAUAUUAAUACAGACGAAAUUAAACAUAAAUUUGUUAGUUUGGCAGAUAGUAAAAUCUUGAUCGUCGUUGGCACUUAUUUGAUCGGUAAAGAGAAGGUGUUUUGGGGUAUCGCGAAAGCAUUAAACUCGAAAAUUUACGUGUCAGAUGCCAAACGAAAGAUUAUUGUAUGUCAAGAGAACCCUGAAUUGGAAGCGCUUUUAACAGACAAUCCUCGAGAAGCUUCUGUGCAUGUUAUGUGUUUAACGAAAAUAAAACCAGAGGGAUUGAUAUGUUAUCUCCAAAAUUUACAGCCAACAUUUAAUCAUGUAAUGGCAUUCCGGCCCACUGGCUGGGCUUAUAAGCCCUCUAUAUGUGGGACCUUCUCAACAUCGUCAAAAACCGAGGAGAUAUUGAAUAGUGCUCCUUCUUACACUAUGGAUUUAAUAAAUCCGACAUAUAAUUCUCCAACAUGUCAAAUCUUUGGCGUUCCCUAUUCAGAACACUCUAGUUUCCGUGAGCUUGCAGCAUUCAUCAUGUCUUUGAAUAUAAAUCGAAUUAUACCAACAGUAAACAUAGAUCGGAAAGAGAUGGAUUAUUGGUUAGACAAAUGGCAGAAUGAAAAGAAAAAGAAUCAAAAUAUUAGAAUUGCACCAUAUUCUAUUAUAGAUCAUUGGUAA
Messenger RNA from Scutellospora calospora, 774 nucleotides. Lineage: Eukaryota; Fungi; Glomeromycota; Glomeromycetes; Diversisporales; Gigasporaceae. The record is from the annotation of a GenBank genome assembly.